Molecule: messenger RNA, 1724 nt
Organism: Acanthopagrus latus (yellowfin seabream)
Lineage: Eukaryota; Metazoa; Chordata; Actinopteri; Spariformes; Sparidae
Product: tyrosine-protein phosphatase non-receptor type substrate 1
Exons: 6
Coding region: 604-1524 (306 amino acids)
Cellular component (GO): plasma membrane
Source: RefSeq, a predicted model, not a curated record
GAGACGGGGAAGGUCUCAUUUUUCACGUCGCGUUACAAUCUGCUCACAUAUGGCCAACAGAAAAGUGAUUAAUACGAGAAAAUUGCAACAAAUUGCUAUAUAAAUCCACGUUAAAUUGAGAGCAUUUCACCUGUUAAAAGUUAUUUGCAGUACGUUUGAGAAUACAGGCCAUAAAAAGAAGCCUCUUUGAAAAAGUACACUCCUUUAGUAAUAUGUAAUGACUUACAAAAUGAACCCCCAAUCUUACAAAUCAACUGUCUGAAUGAUUUAAAGAGUCUUGGCACGACUGUAGAGGAACUUACUGCUUACUGUGCACUGUGGUUUUUCUUUCAGCCAGCAGACAGAGUGCAUCGUUUUUUAGGGUUUUGUUUUGUUUUUUUUCCCCGAGAUACUGAAAGUUUUUUUGUUCACCCCAGUAGUCUGUGAGCUUCAGGUUUCUGUUGAAGAAUGACCUAUUAAUGAACCAUCACCUCUAACCAUAGAGUGCAGCAAAAGAAGACGCUGACACCGUCACAUUUUCUAAGCGCGGCGAGCCUCAGACUUAAAGAGUGCCUGAGAAACGAUAUCACCACUCGAGGUCGGGAGUGGGGUGCAGCGGCGAACAUGGCAGAACUGCCUCGACUGUGUUUGCUUCUUCUGUUUGCAGGCCGGCCACCAGCCCUGACAGCGACCCCGGGGGGACUGAGGGUUAGACAGUACCCUCCCUCUCUCAGUGUGAUGCGGGGUGAAACGGCAACCCUGUCCUGUCAUUUCGAAGUCGAAUCCCUCAAGUACGGGGUUCAGUGGUUCAAAAUGAAGUCGGAGAAGCAGCUCAUCGCAAAGUCAGCCAGGCAGAGCGUGGUGGAGAAGAAUCAAACCUCCUCCCUGGUGAUCACAGAGGUAGCACCGGAGGAUUCUGGGUGGUAUUACUGCGAGGUGAACGUCCUGCAGAAAGAGCCGGAGUGGGGCAACGGCACCGAGCUGGUCGUCCUGGCACCUCCCUCUGCUCCCAGAAUAUACCUCCAGAUUCCCCCGGACCCACAGACCGGCCGGUGGGCUCUCCUCUGUCUCACCGGGGGGUUCAGACCCAGCGAGCUAACCCUCACGUGGACCUACCAGAGCACAGCGGUCAAUAUCGAUCACCUGUCAGUCACCAAUUGCACCCUUCCUGCAGUCAGCCCUGACGGUAACCUCUCUGAACACCCUGCUGACGGAUCCCUGCUGUCCUCAGAUUGGUUGUUGGACUCGGCGCCUCCGAGCCGGCCACGGUGUUUCCAGGUGAUGGACAGCCGCAGCCAGGAAGUGUUCCUCUUCAGCGUGUUUGUCCUCCCAAUGAAACAAUCUUUGGACACAGGGAUCACCUUCACAUGUGGUGUGCAGGACCACCCCGCCAUGAGCACGGCUCUGACUGCCUCCUUCACUUGGGAUGCCUCCCCUAACGAGCUGAUUUUGCAGUUGAAUAUCCUCAAGAUGUGCUUCCUCUCUGCGAUGACGGUGUUGUUGUUAGUGGAAGCGGCCAAACAUUUCUGCCUGCAGGGAAAAUGAUGUCGGGCCAUGAAACACAGGGUGAAAUAGGAGGGGAAACAAAAAGAGGACCGCCGGGUGUUCAGUGCGGCUCAUCUCGGACGGCCAACCUUUGACAAACAGCAUCACACAGAUCAAGAGAGUCGCAGCUGAAAAAAAGAAAAACGAGAACUCAUUCUGACCAAACAGUUCACUCGAUGCUAUAUAAAGUCAAUGUGCAU